GAUCCACUCCUGAGCGAAUCGUAGGUGGUUAGGUGGAGAGCGAGAACAUAUGUAUAUACUGUUCGUUACGAAUUAUUGUCGUAAGGCUUACUUGUUUAUUGUACACAAUAUUGUAUGAAAGAUGGAUUGUAAUUGUAACUGUAGCUAAAAUAUUAGGCCUACUCCCGAAGUUCAACUGUGAAUUUAAAAAGGACAUUAAAAUGUAACACACAUAACACACGUAACACACAGAACACCUACAAAGUGGGAGGAUCAGUUGGAUAAUGGAACAACGAUUGGAAGGAUUGAAAGGAGGGGCUACGGAGAGGGGAAUGGAGGCUGGGAAAUGGGAAGGGGAGGUAAGGAAUUGGGUAUGCCAUAAGGAAAGUAGGAACAAGUCGGUCUUUUCCACUUGAGACUCGGAGCAAUCCAGACGUUUUUUCUACAAAGUGAAUAGAAGUGACAAUUUAGUCAGUUAUACAGUGGAGAAGAUUUUAUCCUCGCCUAGAUAUCCGCAAGAGUCAGGACCCAUUUGGUAUCAGCUAGGACCGUUUAGCGUCGCCAUACCUGCCUGCCGGUACGACGAUACCCGGUGAAGCACGUGGAGAGCCAUUUCUACGACCAGGCAUUUCCAAACCCUGAGCUGCUUCCUCCGUGAUAGUUACGCCCAACACCGACAUUGGGAGCCCGUUCCUCGAGCACGUUCUGCACGCUAAUACCCCUUCAAGCCAUCCCAUCUGCGACGGCGAGUGAGCAGCUAGCACCCGUUGAGAACCACCAGAGUGAUCCUUCCCGCCGGCCGGCCCCGCAUUACACACCCACACGUACACCCGUAAGUUAAUAAUAAACUGUGGAAAAUAGCUAAUAGUGUUUGGACUUCUGAUCAUCGCGAAGAGCCGACCCUGUGACCAAGAGUUUGGGAACCCCUGGUGGCCAGGCCUGUAAGGUCUAGUCCCCAGCGAGCGUCUCGGGAUUAUCCCCUUUGAGCGUAACAAUUGGCGCCCAGCUUAAAGAAACGCGAUACUGAUCAGAAGUCCAAAGGGAGUGAGAUAGGUUAGGGAGAAGAUUGCCUAUACGAUAAGCGACAAACAACCAAAAUUUGCUCGGAGUGGUGAAUAGGUAGGGUAUUUGAUCUGUGUAGUGCGAGCCACGCUUUCUGCGGAGAUUACUGCGAGAGCUGUGCUUCUACUAGUGCGCGAACGUCGUUUAGAGUAUUUAAUUCGAUACAAAGUGUACUAAAUAGGUAGUUGCACGCGAACAAAUUCUAGGUUAUUUUUCAAUUUUCUUUUCAUUAAUGGGUCUUGACUCAACCAAGCUCAACUAGCUAAUUUAACAAAUUUCGAUGACCGAUAUCUCUCGGUCCUGUGAGAAUUCACAAGCGUUAUAUCAUUGGCAGUGUGAUUGUGGUAGAAGAGCCGUGCAAUGGAUUUGCAGACGGCCUACCGAAAUAUUGAUGUGUCUCACCUUGCGAUAGACGAGGUUGAGCACGAACUCUUGAUCAGGAACAUGCUUUUCCAUUUCGAUGACCAUGAUAGUGUGAAGCGACGAAAGUUAAAAGAUAGGAUGAAAGAGGAACGAAGUAGGGGUAUCAACUCUACGGCCUUCGCUAGGACGUGGAGAACUGCCCAGGAAGAGAUUGAGAUAGUGAGAUCCCGAAUUCGGGUCAUUCGCGGAAUAUAUGAGAAUCCCAAAGCCGAUGCGAGGCAAAGACAGAAAUUGAGAACCCGCGUGGUUCACUACCGUGUGAGGAUUAAUCAGCUAGCGAGAGCAACCGACGCUCGGAAAUAUUUGGCAGAGAUUAGUGACAUCGAAAACCAGAUAGACGAGAUCAUGACCAAUUAUUUUGAUUUACCGAACCUAGUCAGCGAUACAACUAAGGAAAUCCCGUUGGAAGAGAAAAUAUCCGAAGUUUUAGGAGAGGUACGCACCGAGAUCGCAACCCUGAACGAUACGGUUGCUACUCUCGAAGGUGGGGAUGAUGGGGGAGAGUUAGAUCAGGCAUGUGGAGGGGCGACGAAUACAACAUCGCGGAGAAUGCAUGAAAUGGAACUUUCGAAGAAACGAACUGAUGAAAUUAUGGAAAAACUGAAUGAAUACGAACCAGGAAAAGAGAAGGAUUUCGAACAUUUGAUCUCUGCAUUCAAAGAUUUUGUUGUUCAUACAUCAGAGCAGCAGAGGCUCAAACGAGAGCAAGAAAUACUUGCAGAACAACAAAGGAUAAAAGAAAUGGCAUCUCAUAUAAAAAGGAAACAGAAUCUGGAAAAACUUUUGAGUGAAUUGAAUGAGAAUUUGAAACAAUCCAAGAAUGACUCCACUCCAGUGCUGGAUACAGACCAUGCGUCUCCAUCAGAUCAAUCAACGUCAUCUGAAAGUGAAUGUGAAAUUGAACCCAGAAUUGAACCACCAAAAACCCAUGAGAAAUUCGCAGCUUCUUCUAGCAAGCCUAGAAAAGCUUCCGACGAUGAAAGAAAGAGUAGAAAGAAAGUAGAAUUUCCCGAGGACUUAGUGAGCUCCAAGGAUAGCUCUGACGAAGAUGAUCAAUCGAUCGGAAAGGGAAAGAAAAGGAGGGGUCUGAAAAGUUCACAACGGAAAAGAGAUAACGGAAGGUCAGAAAUUAAGAAGAGAAAGAAGAAAGUAAGAAGCUCCACUUCGUCUGAACAAACUCUCUCUUCUGAUUCCUCUGAGAGUACAGAAUCUUCGAGUUUGAGUUCUAGCACCUAUACAAGCUCAACCGAAGAGGAAAGGAGGAAAAAGAAGAGGUCAAAGAGGAAGCAUAAGAAGAGUAGGAAGGCAAUUAAGAGAAUCCCAGUAGCUGAGUGGAGGCUAAAAUAUGAUGGUAAGGACGAAGGGCGGAAAUUGGCUGAAUUCUUGAAGGAAGUCAAAAUGCGGUGUCGAUCCGAAGACAUUUCAGAUAGGGAGCUGUUUCGCUCAGCGCUUCAUUUGUUUAGCGGUCGUGCCAAAGAUUGGUACAUCGAUGGUAUUGACAAUGGGGAUUUUAAGAAUUGGCCGGAGUUAAAGAAGGAAUUAAAACGCGAGUUUCUACCACCCGAUCUUGACUUCCAACUUGAGAUUCAGGCUACCAGUCGACGCCAAACCCGAGGUGAAAAAUUCUCAGAUUAUUUCCACGACAUGCAGAAAAUCUUUCAGUCGAUGACAAAACAGUUGUCGGAGAGAAGAAAGUUUGAUUUAAUCUGGCGUAAUAUGCGCCACGAUUACAAAAAUGCUUUGACUGGUGCAGGGAUCAGGUCCCUGAGCAAAUUGAAAAAGUAUGGCAGGAAAAUUGAUGAAAAUUUCAGUUUCCUCCAGAAAACAAAUGAAAAUCGUUCACGGAAUAACCAGGUUGGUGAAAUUACGUCGAACAGAGAGAAAGGCAAUACUGGCAACUCUGGAAAUAAUACCCGAAUUUUCACCAAUAGCAAACAUCAAUCCUCCAGACCAAAGAACCCAGGAGAGGGAAAGAGAGAAGGAAAGGGAGAGGCGGACAAGGUAGGGAAAGAAAGUGAUAAGGGAAGAGUGGACCAGAAGCUACCUCCUAUGGAAGGGUCUUCUACUGGUACGAUGCAGGCAUUAGUCGAGCGAUAUAGGAGACCACCUAUUGGCACUUGCUAUAAUUGCCGGACACACGGACACCACUAUGUCGAGUGUUCCGAGCCGAAGAGCAAAUUUUGUCAUGUUUGCGGUUUUCUGGACGUAUUUACUAGUAUGUGUCCCGUUUGCCAAAAAAACAGCAAAGGAUCAGCUUGAGGAGGCAAGUUGAUUCCGAUCACGAAAACCCUCCCAAUUCGAACCAAAUUGUACAACAACUAACUUCGUGCGGCUUCGAGCCAAUUUCAGCUACCGAUUAUGACUCAGAACACGAUCUAAAUGAAAUUUUCGUCCAUGUCCAGGGAGAUGGCAGGCCUUUUGCAAAGGUAAAUGUUUUGGGAGUAGAAAUACUCGGCCUUUUGGAUAGCGGGGCCCAGAGAUCGGUGUUGGGAACCGGCUCCGAAAAGCUGAUCAAGGCUUUAAAAUUGAAAAUCUAUCCUACUCCUGCUUCAGUGAAAACC
This is a messenger RNA of Aedes albopictus (Asian tiger mosquito), 4025 nucleotides long. RefSeq lists its product as uncharacterized. The transcript has 2 exons. Lineage: Eukaryota; Metazoa; Arthropoda; Insecta; Diptera; Culicidae. The record is from RefSeq and is a predicted model, not a curated record. Gene Ontology annotation, molecular function: nucleic acid binding; zinc ion binding. The coding region runs from base 1402 to 3723 and encodes 773 amino acids.